Molecule: messenger RNA, 360 nt
Organism: Diatraea saccharalis (sugarcane borer)
Lineage: Eukaryota; Metazoa; Arthropoda; Insecta; Lepidoptera; Crambidae
Source: the annotation of a GenBank genome assembly
AUGUUCAUGACGCCAUAUCUGCUAAUGGAAGCAAGUAGACUCGUCGUAUUGUCUACCGUGAUAGCUUAUUUCUUGCUGCUUCUCAAAGAAAAUACUAUGGAUAUUGGACUUCUCAUCGGAGCCAGUGUUGCAGGGGGAUUUUUACUAUUGGGAAUGUUCUACUUGUGGGUAUGCGCCCUUAACUUACCAGUAUUAAUUAACGAAAUGAAGUUAGAUGAACAAGCUGCCACCAUAAGCAAGCUACAGCAACUAUUGGAAGUUAACAAUCAACAGGGUGUCAAUAGAGAUGAUUUAAUGGAGUACGGCUGCGGUGUCGUCAGCAAUAUCCCUCGUAGCAUGUUUUUUGUGCAGAGACAUUAG